Messenger RNA from Penicillium odoratum, 1242 nucleotides. Its product is annotated as cytochrome P450. The transcript has 3 exons. The annotation marks the transcript as partial. Gene Ontology annotation, molecular function: oxidoreductase activity, acting on paired donors, with incorporation or reduction of molecular oxygen; heme binding; monooxygenase activity. The record is from RefSeq and is a predicted model, not a curated record. NCBI's taxonomy places the organism in Eukaryota, Fungi, Ascomycota, Eurotiomycetes, Eurotiales, Aspergillaceae.
GAAUUCCCUGACAAUAUUGCCGGAUUUGAGCCACUGCAAAUACCCGCCACCGGUGAUAUCUUUCGAGAUGCGAUUCGCAUGAUGACCAACACUCUAGGUCGAGUAAUGGAGCCGCUCUCUAAUGAAACAAAUAUUGCUCUCCAAACCCACUGGACAGACGACGCAGAAUGGCACAAUGUUUCACUAAAAAAGAGUGUUUGUAAUAUUGUUGCCCAGGUAUCGUCACGAACCUUUGUGGGAGAAGAGCUUUGCCGAGACCCUGCAUGGAUAAACGUCAUUGUUGGCUAUGCAGAGCAUGCCUUCCCUGCUGCACAAGCACUUCGUCUUUGGCCUAAGUUCCUCCGUCCAGUAGUUCACUGGUUUCUUCCAUCUUGUCGAAUGGUCCGCGUUGAAGUUUGCAAAGCCCGGACCAUUAUCGACCCCAUCCUGAAGAAACGCAAGGGAGUCCAGAGAGAUGGAAAAGCGUGGGAUGCGAUCCAUUGGAUGGAGAAAUCAGCAGCAGGACGCCAAUUUGACGCGGUUGCCGCCCAAUUAUCCUUCGGCUUAGUAGCAAUUCAUACCUCAGCUGACCUAUUAACGCAGACGCUUUUCAACUUAAGUCAACGCCCAGAUCUCAUUGACGCACUUCGAAAUGAAAUUAUUUUCACCAUUAAGACCAAUGGAUGGUCUAAAAUGACUUUGCAUAAAUUGCCACUCAUGGAUAGUGUGCUUAAGGAGACUCAUCGCUUGAAACCGAUUACGAUUAGUUCGUCUACCGCACUGCCUCCCAUUCAUUUUUCAAAUCAAAUUCGAUCUAACACUCCAAAAAUCUCAGCUUCAAUGCUUCGGAAGGCGGAAGCACCUGUCGUUCUAUCCAAUGGGAUCUAUAUCCCAAAAGACACCACUCUCAUGGUAUCAAGUCAUGGAAUGUGGAAUGCGGAUAUUUAUCCAAGACCUUACGAAUUCGAUGGCUAUCGGUUUCUCAAAUUGCGCCAACUUCCCGGCCAAGAUACUAUUGGCCUGUUUGCCUCUACGAGUGUUCAUCAUCUAGGCUUCGGGCAUGGUAAAGAUGCAUGCCCAGGCCGCUUUCUUGCUGCCAUCCUACUCAAAGUGGCCCUUUGCCACGUCCUGCUAAAAUAUGAGAUUGACUUGGUCGAAGGUGAUCAACCGGAAUUUCACAGACUGGGUGUGGGGCUUUACUCCGAUUCGGAGGCUAAAUUACGUAUUAGAAGACGGGAUUCGGAGAUUCAAUUAGAUCAAUAG